UUUUAGGGGAGGAGCGACGCGACGAGGCAGAUUAAUACGCACGCUCGUUCCUCCCUCUACCUCUGUCUCUCUCUCUCUCUCUCUCUCUCGAAAAUGGAGAACCCUUGAUAAACCCUACCCCUCCCUCCUCCUGCUUCAAUCUCCGAAGCAAUGGUAGCGAAUUUUUCCUAAUUCAAAGAAGGGUUAACACCAAAAAUACUAUUUUUUCAUGUCAUGCUAGUUUUAUUUACGCGCAGAAUGAAUUCCCUCCUCCACCUCUCUCCCACCCUUUCAACUAUCAUCCCUUCUCAUCUAACCAAAACAACCCCAUCACUCUUUUUUGAGAUCUCUCGAACCCUUUCUGAUAAACCCUCAUCUCUCCAAAGCCCUAACUUUCUCCGCCUGAAGCCCUUCUCUUCUUUUAAUCCCUCGGUUUCAACCUCCAUCGAGAGCCCGGGCUCGGGAAUUGAGGUGCCUCGAUUUUCAUAUGGCGAAAUCCAUGUCAUCGUCGGCCCCAUGUUUGCUGGUAAAACCACCGCUCUCCUUCGCCGGAUCCAGACUGAAAGUAAUAAUGGCAGAAGUGUAGCAAUAGUUAAAUCAGACAAGGAUACAAGAUAUGGAUUAGAGUAUACUGUAACGCAUGAUGGGGAAAAAUUUCCAUGCUGGGCUCUAUCUGAAUUAUCAUCUUUCCGGCAAAAGUUUGGAGUCGAUGCUUAUGAGAAGCUAGAUGUGAUUGGGAUUGAUGAAGCUCAAUUUUUUGGAGAUCUAUAUGAUUUCUGUCGUAAGGCAGCUGAUCAUGAUGGGAAGACUGUUGUUGUUGCAGGCCUUGAUGGAGACUACCUGAGAAGGAGCUUUGGUUCAGUGCUCGACAUUAUACCAUUAGCUGAUUCUGUGACCAAGUUGACUGCUCGAUGUGAGCUAUGUGGCAAGCAUGCUUUCUUCACCUUGAGGAAGACAAAGGACAAACAGACAGAACUGAUUGGCGGGGCUGAUGUUUACAUGCCAGUUUGCCGGCAACACUAUGUCAAUGGACAAGUAGUUAUUGAAGCUACCAGGAUUGUUCUGGAAUCUCAAGAGAGUCAAUGUGAUUCAUACCUUGAAGCAUCUCCCCUACCGAGUUGAUAUGGUCUCUUUCUGCUAAUUUAUUGUAUUAGGUUAUGUUACAUUAGGGCACUCAGCUGCCCGUACAGACUUCUACUUUUGAAUCUUAUCCCACCUGCUUGGGUGAAGCUGUGUAUUUUAUGGUUUCAAAUUGUCACACUGUAGUGGUUUUGGUGGCUCCCACAUUUCUCUUUCAAGCUGGGAAGCAGCACACCUAGCAGGGGAAGAUGUGCCUAUGUAAUUUUUGCUCAGACCAAGUUAUUGUAAUGUGUAAACUGAAAUCAACAUUAACAUUGAUUAUCUAAUCUGAAAAUAUUACAGAAA
This is a messenger RNA of Macadamia integrifolia, 1404 nucleotides long. Its product is annotated as thymidine kinase a-like. The transcript has 4 exons. Gene Ontology annotation, biological process: thymidine metabolic process. Lineage: Eukaryota; Viridiplantae; Streptophyta; Magnoliopsida; Proteales; Proteaceae. The coding region runs from base 214 to 1101 and encodes 295 amino acids. The record is from RefSeq and is a predicted model, not a curated record. Gene Ontology annotation, molecular function: thymidine kinase activity; ATP binding.